Messenger RNA from Rotaria sordida, 1575 nucleotides. The record is from the annotation of a GenBank genome assembly. NCBI's taxonomy places the organism in Eukaryota, Metazoa, Rotifera, Eurotatoria, Philodinida, Philodinidae.
AUGGCCAAUACAAAGCAGCCUGAUUUAAAAGAAGAUGGUCCAUCCGAUAAUCAAAUACUUGAUUAUAAAAAAUCACACAAAACUGAACAAUUAACAACUGGUUAUGGUCGUCCACUUGGCGAACGAUCUACUGUUGUUACUGUUGGUCCACGAGGACCAUUGUUGCUUUCUGAUUUUCCUUAUAUUGAAGAUGUUCAACGAUUUGAUCGUGAACGAAUACCUGAACGGGUUGUUCAUGCCAAAGGUGGUGGUGCAUUUGGUGUAUUUGAAGCAACUGAUGAUUUAUCGGAUAUUUGCAAAGCUAAAGUAUUCAAGAAAGGAACAAAAACACGUCUUCUUGUACGUUUUUCAACUGUUGCUGGUGAAAGUGGUUCAGCUGAUACAGUACGUGAUCCACGAGGUUUUGCUAUUAAAAUGUAUACUGAUGAAGGCAUUUGGGAUUUAGUUGGUAAUAAUACACCGAUAUUUUUUGUUCGUGAUCCAUUUUUAUUUCAAAUGUUUAUUCAUUCUCAAAAACGAAAUCCACAAACACAUUUAAAAGAUCCAAAUAUGGUUUGGGAUUUUUUUGCUAAUCAUCCAAUGGCUACACAUCAAUUUAUGUUUCUCUAUUCUGAUCGUGGAGUACCAGAUGGUUUUCGUCACAUGCAUGGCUAUAGCUCACAUACAUUUAAAAUGGUUAACGAUAAAAAUGAAUUUGUUUGGGUUAAAUUUCAUAUUCGAACUGAUCAAGGUAUUAAAAAUAUUGAUCCAACAAAAGCAAAAAUUUUAGCUGGUGAACAACCUGAUUAUGCAUUAGCUGAUCUUUAUAAUGCAAUUGCUAAAAAAGAAUAUCCAAGUUGGACAUUUUAUAUUCAAGUUGUUACACAGGAGCAAGCACAAAAUCUUCCAUUUAAUCCAUUUGAUUUAACAAAAGUAUUUUCACAAAAAGAGUUUCCAUUACGUCGUAUUGGUAAAAUGACAUUAAAUGAAAAUGCCGAAAAUUAUUUUGCUCAAAUUGAACAAGCUGCUUUUUCACCAGCACAUAUGCCACCAGGAAUUGAAGCAUCACCAGAUAAAAUGUUACAAGGUCGACUUUUUUCAUAUGCUGAUACACAUCUUCAUCGUGUUGGAACCAAUCAUCUUCUUAUUCCAGUUAAUAAUCCUGAAACAAAUAAAAAUGUUAAAGUUUGUACUUAUCAACGUGAUGGUACAAUGCAAGCAUGUCAUAAUCAAGGUGGUGCUCCAACUUAUUAUCGAAAUUCAUUUAAUGGUCCAGAUGUAACAAAUCGUGACAAACAUAUUGAACAUGCAACACUUGAAUCAGGCUUGGCAGCACGACAUGAAGCAAGUGAAGAUGAUAACUUUACUCAACCACGAGUUUUCUAUCAAAAAGUAUUAGAUGAUCGUGGUCGUGCUCAUUUAAUUGAUAAUAUUGUUGAUCAUUUACAACAAUGUACGGAUAAAGACAUAAUACGUCGUGUAGUUGCUGUAUUUGCCAAUGUUGAUGAUGAUUUUGGAAGACGAUUAGCCGAAAAACUUAAUAUUGAUGUACCGAAAAAAACGUCAACGGCAACAAAUGUUAAAUCGAAAUAUUAA